UGGCCAGAGCCGGAUGCUGGCGGGCUCCGUGCGGCUCGAGCCGUUUUCCUCGCUGGUGCAGCGCCAACUCGCCCCCGCCGGAGAAGGAGACCCCGCGGCUCUCUGCUCGAGAACUCCGGUGUCUCAGCCUCGGGGCUCCUCGGGAGAAAGCCAAGUGCCCCCAGGUGAAGCCGGCGUCCCAGAACGGCCCCGGAACGCCUGCCUCCAGCUUGCACCUUUUAGGAACCGCGACCGCCGAGCGUUUUCCAGCGCCUGCAACGCAGGGCGCGCGGGGAGAGUGGGGUCCACUACGUGGGAAGGGGCGACAAGGACACCGAUGAUGGACGCACAGACCUGGCGCGCGGGCUGUUGCUGUCUCCUCCUUCUGGCUCUUGCUGGGGCUACUCGGAGCGAGGGCGUGCAGAGCUGCGAAGAAGUUCGGAAACUUUUCCAGUGGCGCCUGGUGGGAGCUGUCAAGGGGCUGCCGGAUUCGCCGCGGGCAGGACCCGAUCUUCAGGUUUGCAUAUCUAAAAAACCUACAUGUUGCACCAGGAAGAUGGAGGAGAGGUACCAGAUUGCAGCUCGCCACGAUAUGCAGCAAGUGCUUCAAACGUCCAGCUCGACGCUGAAGUUUCUAAUAUCGCGAAAUGCUGCGGCGUUUCAAGAAGCCCUUGAAACUCUCAUCAGACAAGCAGAGAAUUACACCAGCAUUCUGUUCUGCAACACCUACAGGAACAUGGCCCUAGAGGCUGCAGCCUCAGUUCAGGAGUUGUUCACUGAUGUGGGGCUCUAUUUAUUUGGUGCGGAUAUUAAUCCUGAAGAGUUCAUAAACAGAUUCUUUGACAGUCUUUUCCCUCUCGUUUACAAUCACCUCAUUAAUCCUGGCAUGACAGACAGUUCCCUGGAAUACUCAGAAUGCAUCCGGACGGCCCGCCGGGAUGUUAGUCCAUUUGGUAAUAUUCCCAAAAGAGUAAUGGGGCAGAUGGGGCGAUCACUGCUGCCUAGCCGCACAUUUCUGCAGGCGCUGAAUCUGGGCAUCGAAGUCAUCAAUACCACAGACCAUCUGCACGUCUCCAAAGAGUGCAGCAGAGCCCUCCUGAGGAUGCAGUACUGCCCUCUCUGCCAGGGCCUGACUCUCAGUAAGCCUUGCAUGGGGUACUGCCUCAACGUCGUGAGAGGCUGCCUGGCACACACGGUGGAGCUGAAUCCGCACUGGCAUGCCUACAUCCGGUCCUUGGAGGAACUAUCGGACGCCAUGCACGGAACAUACGACAUUGAACAUGUGCUCCUGAACUUCCACGUGCUUGUUAACGACGCUGUGAUGCAGGCUCACCUCAAUGGACAGAAGUUAUCGGAACAGGUCAAUAAGAUUUGUGGCCGUCUAAUCAGAACACCUACACAAAGCCCCCGUUGUUCUUUUGAUGGAAGCAAAGAGAAGCAUGGGAUGAAGAUCUCUCCCAGAAAUGAUGAAGAGACACUUGCCAACAGAAGAAAAGAAUUUAUCAACAGUCUUCGACUGUACAGGACGUUCUAUGGAGGCCUGGCUGAUGAGCUUUGUGUUAAUGAAUUAGCCGCUGCUGAUGGGCUGCCGUGCUGGAAUGGGGAAGAUAUAGUAAAAAGCUAUACUCAGCGUGUGGUUGGAAAUGGAAUCAAAGCCCAAUCUGGAAAUCCCGAAGUCAAAGUCAGAGGAACUGAUCCUGUGAUAAAUCAAAUUAUUGAUAAACUGAAGCAUGUUAUUCAGUUGUUACAGGGUAGGUCACCCAAACCCGACAAGUGGGAGCUCCAGAUGGGCAGUGGUGGUGGCAUGGUUGAACAGGUCAGCGGGGACUGUGAUGAUGAAGAUGGUUGUGGUGGAUCAGGAAGUGGAGAAGUCAAGAGGACACUAAAAAUCACAGACUGGAUGCCAGAAGAGAUGAACCUCAGUGACGUAAAGCAGAUCCAUCAGACAGACCAAGGUAGUACUUUAGAUACAACGGGAGCAGGAUGUUCAGCAGCGACUGAAUCUACCACAUUUAUGCUGAUGGGUGUGGUAAUGUUACUUCCUUGGCUUUGGUAACUGAACUCUUCCACCCUGAUAAACCUGUCUUAUUGGAGUCUUGAUUUCUCCCGUCUUCACCUGACUGGAAUAAGAAAUCUUUUCGAAUGUAACAAUUAUAUUUACGAAAAAGUAUGUCACACUAACUUCUUAUAAGCCAAGUGGGAAUGUUCACAGAGUAUUUAAAAAUGAUAGACUAUUUGCAAACAUGUCUUCUAGUAUUCUAACUUAAAUCUUCUUAAAUUCUAACACAUUAAACCUACAAAUGUGAAGAGCACAGAAGCGACUUCAAAUAAGAAGGAUUUAGAAUAUCUGUAAUUUUACUAUCUUUGAUUCUAAACUCUUUAUAAAAGAAAAGUGUCUUAAAUUGAAAGUGUAUUUGCAGAACAAUGAAAACAGUACAUAGUGUUUCUUGAAAUACUGAAAUUAGAAUUCCAUUAAAUGAAUCAAAACAAAUGAUGGCAAAUAGCAUGCAUGAAUUUUUGAGAUUCUUCCAUUUUUGCAAGCUAUAUGAAGAAAUUACUUGAAGUUUGUAAGUUAUAGAGUAGAUUGUUGAGGAGCAUUUCAUGUAAUUUCAUUGAAGAAACUUGAUAAAUUUUAUCCACUGUAACUUCGCCAUUGACAAACUUUAACCUGAAUAUUUUGGUAGCAUCUGAGCUGUAUUCUAAUACAUUCAAAAUGCAUCUUUGGUAUUGUGGCUCUUUUCCCUCCCUUUGCCUAAUGGAUUUUGCCAUAUUGUAAACACACACCUGCUCUGGGAAUAUCUCUAAGAAAGCCAUUAAUUAUUUGGUAAAUAACUUGCAAAAUGAUAUAUUCAUCCAUCCUCCAAAUAUUAUUUGCUAUUUUUUUAAAUCAGUAUUAAAUAAUUGAAUAUCUAUACAUUUCUAAGGCUCCUAUUAAUAUCUAAAGACAUGUACUAAUACAGAAAAUGUAGCACACAAUGCUUAGCUCUUUUUCUAUUCGCACAUAAGGAGAGCCACUAACCCACAGUCCGAUUUCCCAGUUGUGAUAACAUGCCUCAGCAGACUCCGAUUAGGAUAUGUUUAUUGUUGUACUUAAGGAGGAAGAGAUAAGUCAGCUUUUAUUAAGAAGUAUCAUAUCCAGUUGGUAGCCAGAAAAUAUCAUUAAUACAAAGUGACGGAAUCGAAAAGAGAAACGCUGAAUUUGUAAUUUUUUUUUUAAAUGAAAAGGAUUUGAAAUGACCUCUGAAGGAAAGUCAAACAGGACUCAAGUGAUUGCAAAUAUUUGUGAAGGUGAAAUCAAUCUCCCCAAAUCAGGAAAACAGUAUAUGAUCAAAUCUUGUUCUCUCAUGGGUUCUAAAUUAACCAAAGGAUCUGACAAUGGUCCAUUGAAACUACGAUAUGUUUAAACUGCCAAAUCAGAUUUUAUUGCCUUUUAAACAGACCUCAAAACUGUAAGUGUAUUCUACCUGCCAGGUCUGGCUGUCAUUUCCCUAGGCUUCCAUUCCAGAUCUUAAUAUUUAUUCCAUGAUCUACUUGGUUUAUAACUCAUUUGCACCACCACGCUCCACAAAUUAUAAACUUCAACAUAUAUUUGUCUAGUCUUUACUCAUUAUUUAAAUAAACAGGUAAUAUGAAGUCACCCAUUUGUGACACUCCUGCCCAAGUCAUGGUUGGUUUGCUCUGGCAAAACUUCUUUCCCAAACUUAGAGGAAUUUGGAAGCAAACUGAAGGGCAUAGCUUUGCAGACUAUGAUGUUUCUGGAUUAAAUAACAUUAUAGGAGAACAUUUUAGAUGUGGCAAGAGAUGCAUAAAAGCAGAGUGGUAACAAGAGUAAUAGUAUGAAUGAAUUUUUUUAUCAACUAAAUUUUACAUCCUCAAGUGGGUGUUGUCUACCUCCAGGCAGGCACUCUAGAAACGAUAUACAUCAUAACAGUGCUACUCUAGCUUAAAACAUGAGUAGGCUUUUAGAAUUCCUUUAAGAGCCUGAGGCAUAUUUCCUAAUAUUCUCAAUGAGGAUAUUCAUUCUUUAAUACUCUACUCCAUAGCAUUGUAUGUUUGACCAGCUCUUUAUAAUUUAAAAGCUCUUUAAAAUGGAACAGAGUAUCCCAUUUGACCUUCCUCACCCUUCAAGGAUGGGCUCAAUUUUUAGCCAAAUAAAAACAGUAACACUGAGGGUUUUUUAAAAUGGCUCAGAAUUUGUUUCUGAAGCCUUCCAUAAGUCUAAAAACCUUUGAGCAAUGGUAAGAUUUUUGAAUAUGUGUCUAUUUUCUAAGACGACUUAAAGGAUAACAUUCAAGUGAAUAUGUAUUUUGAAAAUAUCACUUAAUCUUUAUAGUCAUAUCUUAUGCUUUGAUCAUUUAAACAAUGGCUUUUUGUUAAAUCUGAGUUAUUUUGACAUAAAUUUAAGUGAUCUUGGAACAGUCUAGUAUUAUGCAUGUAUGAGAGAAGAAUCAGUUAAUGAUAUGAGAUAAAAUUUAUGUGGCUCUUCCUCUGUAUAGCACCAUGAUCAGUGCUUUCAUGCACAAUUCCCUUUGGUCCUCCCAAUAACAUUAUCACCUCCAUAUACCAAUGAGAAAACUGAGGCUUACAAAUAUUAUGUAAUUUGUCUGGUGUCAUACAACUCAUCACAGUAGAAUCAGAUGGGUGAACAUAACAUCUCCAAAUAAACUGUAUAUGUUCCUGGUUCAAAGAUGGUAUAGUUCAAACAAUAGCGAAGAAUCAUGAGAUUAGCAUAAAAAUUAUUCAGAGGUAAUUUAAGGCUCCAGACUAGGAUUUAAAAAACAAAUUCAAUUGACUGUAUAAUGAUAAUUGUAUAAUUAUAAAACUGCAUAUUAGUGCAAAAGCAUAAAGGAAAGGAAAUGUAAACAUGAACCUUUUUUCAGUACUAGUCAUUGCCCUCCCACAUGUUGAAAACCCAUUCGAACACAUCAACACCCAAGAUACAUCAGCUACCAAAAAUGAGAUAGAAAAUACACAAGUUUUACAGCUAUCAUGGAAUCAUGAAAUUCCUAUUCUGUGCGACUGAAGGCUAUAAAAUAUUUCUUUAGCCAUAAGGCACAGAUGUCAUAAAAAAAUAGGAAGGCAGGAAGAAAGGAUGGCAAGGAAGAAGGAAGGAAAGAUGUAAGGAAGGCAGGGAGGGAGGAAGGCAGGAAGUGGCAGAAUAUCAUUUUUAAAGCCCUAGAUUUGCCUUUUAUCCUCUAUUCGUUCAGGAAUGUCUUAUCAAUGAAAUAAUGUCUGGAGUAUUCUCUUGUCAUUAAAGGAUAGAAGUUAAUAAACUAUUUCCUCCCAAACACUCAGAUUUCUCUGAAGUGCUCAAUGAUGAUGCUUGAAAUUAGUUUAUUGCUAAUUGUUUUCAAUCACUUAAAAUAUUGUUUCUAUCAUCAUCACCCUUCAGGUACAAUAAAAAUUGUUUCUUCUUGAGUGAAUGAAUUCAACCUAGACUUCUGUUAUUCUAUGAGAUAUUCACAGGGCAGUCUGUGAUAUCAGUAUUUCUUUAUAUUGCAAACUUUAGUAGCCUAUAUAAUUAUGUGGGUUGUAUGAAAAUUCAGAAAUAAUUCUUAAUGUUGUUAGGUAUGACUUUGGGCAUAUCAAGUUUUUCUUUAAAUGCAGAUUAUUGUAAUUUAUUAUUUCUG
Zalophus californianus (California sea lion) is the source of this 5609-nucleotide messenger RNA. It is a transcript of the gene GPC5, whose product is annotated as glypican 5. The transcript is spliced from 8 exons. Lineage: Eukaryota; Metazoa; Chordata; Mammalia; Carnivora; Otariidae. Gene Ontology annotation, biological process: regulation of protein localization to membrane; positive regulation of canonical Wnt signaling pathway; cell migration. Gene Ontology annotation, cellular component: extracellular region; plasma membrane; cell surface. The record is from RefSeq and is a predicted model, not a curated record. Bases 14 to 2035 code for a protein of 673 amino acids.